AGCCUCUUGCCAGUCUACAGUCAUGUUCCGCAGCGCACUCAGAGCCUCUACAUCCCUCUCCUUCGCCGUCCGGCGCACCGCAGCAGCCCCGAGGGCUACCGCACUUUCCCCGGGCCUCCAAUUCGCCCGACGCUACCUCUCGAAUGACGUCCGACAGAAAAUACAACAAGCAGUGCAGUCUACACCAGUGGUGGUCUUCAUGAAAGGUACACCCGACCUGCCUCAGUGUGGGUUCUCGCGCGCUGUCGUACAAGUGCUUGAUCUGCAUGGAGUGCCACCGGAGAAGAUGAAGACGUUCAAUGUGCUGGAGGACUCGGAGCUGAGGAGUUCGAUCAAGGAGUUCUCGGACUGGCCUACUGUACCACAAGUGUACAUCAAUGGCGAGUUCGUCGGCGGAUGUGACAUCAUCCUAAGCAUGCAUCAAUCAGGCGAACUAGAGAACCUGCUCGAGAAGGCCGACGUCAUACCCAAAAUCCCCGAGUCGGAGUCGCAGACGCAAAGCUCCGCCUCCAGUUCAUGAUUCCACCAGCGUCGUGGUUAGACGAGGUAUCGUAGUAUAUAACGAGGAUGUAAUACUUGUGCAUUUAUCCACUUUUCUGGUUCACCGCUCAAGGAUCGCUUUCUCCAGC
Molecule: messenger RNA, 629 nt
Organism: Gloeophyllum trabeum ATCC 11539
Lineage: Eukaryota; Fungi; Basidiomycota; Agaricomycetes; Gloeophyllales; Gloeophyllaceae
Product: glutaredoxin
Exons: 5
Coding region: 23-520 (165 amino acids)
Source: RefSeq, a predicted model, not a curated record